CUUGUAAACAGUACUGACAGUAGGAGGGACUUUUGAAUUUACGGUCCCACCCUCUGUCGUCAUACCGUCAUAUUCUCAGUGUGUGGUGGAAAAGGAAAAAGGCAACAGAAGGAAAAGGGGAAAAGGAAGAGUGGUCAGCAGGGCCGAGGGGAGAGACGAGGGAGGAAGUGGGCGUGCUUGUGUGGGUCAGGGAAAACAGAGCUGCCAUGGAUUGUUUCUAGGCUGAUCUACUCCACACUACUGACAGUUAACUUCUGUCAUUGUCCGUGGCUUUAAAUGUCAUCUGCCAUGGCAAAGCGUGAGGCUGGGAGCACCAGCCCUGUGGUGCGUCAGAUAGACAAGCAGUUUCUGGUCUGCAGCAUUUGUCUGGAUCACUACUCCAACCCCAAGGUCCUGCCCUGCCUGCACACCUUCUGUGAAAGUUGUCUCCAGAACUACAUUCCCCCAGAAUCUCUGACGCUCUCGUGUCCAGUGUGUCGGCAGACGUCCAUCCUGCCAGAGAAAGGAGUUUGUGCUCUACAGAACAACUUCUUCAUCACUAAUCUCAUGGAGGUUCUUCAACGAGACCCAGAGUGCUCACGGCCGGAGGCCUGUAGUGUCCUGGAGUCAGUCAGCGCUGCAGCUGCAGGGAAGCCCCUCUGCUGCCCAAACCACGAGGGAAAGGUGAUGGAGUUCUACUGCGAGUCGUGUGAGACAGCCAUGUGUUUGGACUGCACAGAGGGCGAGCACCGGGAGCAUGUGACUGUUCCUCUGCGGGAUGUCGUGGAACAGCACAAGGCUGCUCUGAAGACACAGCUGGAUGCCAUACUUAGCAGGCUUCCUCAGUUAACAGCAUCCAUCGAGCUGGUGACUGAGAUCUCCCGCCAGCUCAAUGAAAGGAAGAAUGAGGCGGUGGCAGAGAUUACCAGCACGUUUGAAGAGCUGGAACGGGCGCUGCAUCAACGCAAGACGUCCCUCAUCACAGACCUGGAGAACAUCUGCAGCACUAAGCAGAAGGUCCUGCAGGCCCAGCUUUCAUCUCUCCUCCAGGGGAAGGAACACAUACAGAGCAGUUGCAAUUUCACUGAGCAGGCUCUCAGCCAUGGGAGUGCUACUGAGGUGCUGCUAGUUCAGAAGCAGAUGAGUGAGCGGGUAACAGCGCUGGCCAGACAUGACUUCCCAGAGAAACCACAUCAGAAUGCACACCUGGAUUGUCAGGUGGAGACUGAAGGUCUGCGACGCUCCAUUCAGAACCUGGGAGUUCUCCUCACCACAGCCGCUGUCGCUCACACCUCGGUCGCCACAGGAGAGGGCCUCCGCCAUGCAGCUACUGGGCAGCACCACACCAUAACUGUGACAACAAAAGACAAAGAUGGGGAGUUGGUGCGGACAGGAAAUGCUGUUUUAAAAGCAGAGAUAACGUCUGUCGACGGGAGCCGUGUUGCAGAGGCGGAUAUAGCGGACAAUAAGAAUGGGACUUAUGAGGUGGGCUACACGUUACGCUCUGAGGGAGAGUACUCUUUCGCCCUGUUGCUGUACGGCCAGCCGAUACGUGGCAGCCCGUUCCGCCUGCGGGCGAUCAAGCCCUCAGAUGUGCCACAAUCUCCAGAUGACGUGAAGAGGAGGGUGAAGUCUCCCAGCGGGACAGUGGGCCACAUACGGCAGAAAGCAGUGCGUCGUCCUUCCAGCAUGUACAGCACCACCAAGAAAAAGGAGAACCCCAUUGAGGAUGAGCUCAUCUACAGAGUGGGUUCCCGGGGCAGAGAAAAAGGGGAGUUCACAAAUCUGCAAGGAAUAUCAGCCUCUUGUAACGGCAGAGUGGUGGUGGCCGACAGCAACAAUCAAUGCAUACAGGUAUUCUCCAAUGAUGGACAGUUUAAGAUGCGCUUUGGGGUCAGAGGUCGAUCUCCAGGUCAGCUGCAGAGACCGACAGGCGUCACUGUGGACAUGAACGGUGACAUUGUGGUGGCCGACUACGACAAUCGAUGGGUCAGCAUCUUCUCCUCUGACGGCAAAUUUAAGAAUAAGAUCGGUGCAGGUCGGCUCAUGGGUCCUAAGGGUGUCGCUGUGGACAAGAAUGGACACAUCAUUACUGUGGACAACAAAGCAUGCUGUGUCUUCAUCUUUCAAUCCAAUGGGAAGUUGGUGACCAAGUUUGGAGGCAGGGGGACGUCUGACAGACAGUUUGCAGAAAAACUUGGUCCAAACUUUAAUAAAUCUGGCUCAGUUUUCAGUCCGCACUUUGUUGCAGUGAACAACAAAAAUGAAAUAAUUGUGACUGAUUUUCACAAUCAUUCCGUAAAGGUGUACAGUGCAGAUGGAGAGUUCUUGUUCAAAUUUGGCUCUCAUGGUGAAGGCAAUGGCCAGUUCAAUGCUCCCACUGGUGUGGCUGUGGACGCCAACGGAAACAUCAUUGUAGCUGACUGGGGUAACAGCAGAAUACAGGUGUUUGAUAGCACAGGUUCCUUCUUAUCUUAUAUUAACACCUCAGCAGACCCGCUGUACGGACCCCAAGGGCUCGCCCUCACCUCAGAUGGACAUGUGGCUGUUGCCGACUCCGGAAACCACUGCUUUAAGGUUUACAGAUAUCUGCAGUAGGCUGAGGGAUUACAUGGCAGACACAGCCUUUGCUUAGACAAGUUAAAAUCACGCCCUGCUUAUGGACAUUGAGCUGCAACGUGACUGCACACUUCACAAUGGCCCCAGGUUCCACAAAUGCAUUUUCUUUUAAUUUUAUCUGUACAUACUUUAGAAGAUCCAAUAUUCAGAGCUUAAGAAGAACAAUUUGGAGAAAAAUGUUUACAUAAAAACAACCAAAACACAAAAUUAAAAUGUAUUUUAAAGACAAAAUAAACUAGCUACUCAAAUAUAAUUGCAAGAAGUGACAUUAAUUCCCUCUCUGAGGAAAAGAAAUCUCAGGAGAUUAUCAUUGUGAAAUAAAGGUUUUAAAAGAGAUGAAAAAAACAUCCCAUGAUUGGAUUUUGAUUACUUUUUCUACCUUAAACUUAGGAGCUUUAACCACACCCCGUGAAGAAAUAAACUGAACUGGAAAUUAACUUCUGGAACAAGGUGUUACAGCUAUAUUUCUCAAUACAGAAUGUGUGACCGCAUCAGUAGGUGGCCCGCCAGUCUGAAGUUGGUGAUACACUGCAAUUUAUUUGAGCAAUGCAGAUGGGCAACACUCCCAGCAACCAGCAAACAAACCUAGAAACAGAUGCAGAAGUGUACUAUCGGUUUCCUAAUUCUGCUUUGUGAUGAAAUAACAAUGCUCAGGCCUUUCCUUGAACACUGUUGCAUGUCUGCGUGCUCUUAAAAUUUACCCUGUCAUCACUGCCUUCAACUUUUUCUUUCAUAAACAUAACAUAUGCAGACAGGAAUGUGUUGUUUAAAAGGAAUUGUUUCUCAUUCUCCUUUUGCACCUUAUCAUUCUGACAAGAUCCUUGCACAUGGAUAUAGAUUUUUUUUUCUUUUAAAUCAUAAAAUGAUUUGACCUAAAUGCUAGUUUUUAUUUGUUUUGUUUUGUUACUCAAAGACAAGAAGCAAGAAGCACAACAGUCAAUAGAACAACAAGGUUUUUUGAACACAACAUUUAGUUAGUCUUCUUCUUUUAUUGACAAAACAAACUUCUUAUAUCUGACCCCACUAGUUCUUGUACUUCUGUGUAUUCAUAUCUACAACCUAAUGUAGUUGUACAUACGGUAUGCAUAUUUUGGUGUACAAAUGGAUUUGGUGUCCAUGUUAUUUCACUAUAUAUCCUACUUAAUGAGUCAACACUGGAUCAUAUACUAAUACAGUAGAAGGUAAUGCCAAGUAGUAGCCAACUGAAUGACUUGCAACCAACAAUGGAAUAAAAAAUUGUAUACACAUUAUUUGCUGUAUUUUUUUUUUUUUUUCAAAGGACUUAAUUUAUUUUUUUCUUUCCUUUUCUACAUAUUUUGCUCUAAAAUGUAUUUUUCUAAUUGGUGCAUUUUGACUGUCUUUGUAUAUAGGCCUUGUAACUUGUAGCACUGAAAGCCGCUCUCUCUCGCCUCUUCCCAGAGCUCACAUCCUAUUAAACAGUAACUUUUCCUGCUGCCAAAACGCAUCGUUGUAAGUUGUUGUUGAACAUUGCACAAAAAUACAAAUAUUAUAAUAAUUAUAAAGUUUGCAAGAGUAAUAUAUGCCUAUAUCUGUAUAGUAUCAUGUAACAUAAUCAGAUAGUUUACUGUUUAUUACAAUCACAUUUUUGUUGUAGUUGACAAGCACUUUCAUCUUGGGUUUAUCCAGUAUUUGUAUUCAUUUGCUUGGUUGUUCGGUGUUUUGAAGGUUUUCUGUGUGGCCCUUUUUCAGGAACACAACAACAUUUUUUUAUUUUAUGAAUAAACUGUCUGUCCCCAAUAAUUGAUCAGUUAUCCAUUCCUUUCUUUCCAUCUGCAUUUCACAUUUUAAUCACUUGAAAUGCAUUUGAAAAGUUGACUUUAUAAUCCAUAAAUCAGACCCCUGUGAUCCUGUCUCACCGUCUCUGUUACUAACCUACUCACAUCUGUGUGAAAUAAAGGAAGCACAUAUAUAUGGUACAUCAGCCAUCUUGUGUAGCCUACUGUAUACUACAAGAGGCCAAUUUUACAAUAAGUAAUCCCUAAAUUUAUGUUAUGGCAAAAGUAUGACUGUAAAUAUUAAAGAAUUACACUAUGAACUAUUGUGCAAAUGCUCUGUUUUGUUCAAUAACACUUG
Messenger RNA from Anoplopoma fimbria (sablefish), 4692 nucleotides. It is a transcript of the gene trim3b, whose product is annotated as tripartite motif containing 3b. Bases 277 to 2577 code for a protein of 766 amino acids. Gene Ontology annotation, biological process: proteasome-mediated ubiquitin-dependent protein catabolic process; negative regulation of translation; protein polyubiquitination. The transcript has 17 exons. Gene Ontology annotation, molecular function: protein binding; ubiquitin protein ligase activity; zinc ion binding. The record is from RefSeq and is a predicted model, not a curated record. Lineage: Eukaryota; Metazoa; Chordata; Actinopteri; Perciformes; Anoplopomatidae.